AUGGAAAACUCUGCAGAGACUGGCAAGUGCAGGUUCACUGAAGUCUGGAGGUACCCCUGUCGCACCAGAGAAGCUCACACUCCCAUGUACGUCCGCGAACCUGCUCGUAAACCUCCUCUGGCACUGCCGCGACAACGUUCGCCGGCCCAUCCCCCCGCUCCCGCUCACGUAGGUGUCGACAUGUGUGUGCGGCAGGUUGGCGGAGUCUCUGGAGUGGCUCAAGCGGGCGACCACGAGUUUGACAAUGACUCUAUUUCCGAAAGGGCGCCCGCUCGCCAGUCGACGGCAGCAAUGAAGCCGCGCCCCCCGAGCGACGCACCCGUUUCGACCAUAUUCGCCCUCGGUCUAAGCGACGUCGACGAGCUUCUCCAAGAUCUGACAGAAGCCUUUCCCGAGAAGAAACCCUCCUCCCCCGCACGGUCGUGCGCCGGGCUGAUGACUGCCCGCCGCUCCCCCUCUGCCGGGCAGUUGUCGUCCUCGCUUGGACAUGACUCGUCGAGUUCAGUGUCGCUGCGACUCUCCGCCAGCACGCCUUUGCCUGAAAACGCUUCCCGGAGUCCUCAAACGGGCGCCCUUCCGGCCUCCCUCGGCCUGAGGCUCUCGAAGGCUGACUCGCAGGGUUUCAGCCCGUCACAGCCGCGCCUCGCCAACGUGGAAAGCGGAGUGAAGUCUCCAAGAGAUGCCUCGCUGAUGUCGCAAACCUGGGGUGUCGCGGCGUUGACCCCAAAGGCGACUUCUUCAUCUACGCAGCCGCGGGCAGACAACUGCUCCGGCACUUUAGCCACUCCAGUCGCCUACCACGAGCGCCUGCCGGCGUCACGUUCCGCGUGCGACUCGCAGGAGUUGACACCCGCCAAGGGGCUCCAAGACGAUGACCUCACCGCUUUGCUUCCAGACGGGCGAAGCAAGCGCCUGUCGCCGUCUGAACGUUUAGCUAACGCGGCAUGCACCACGGGGACUCCUCCGCCCACGAGCGCCGCGCCUCUCUUGACGCGAAGCCUGGUUCAGGCUGCCAACGACUCCACCAAAAGUACUUAA
Messenger RNA from Besnoitia besnoiti, 1038 nucleotides. RefSeq lists its product as uncharacterized. The coding region runs from base 1 to 1038 and encodes 345 amino acids. Lineage: Eukaryota; Apicomplexa; Conoidasida; Eucoccidiorida; Sarcocystidae. The record is from RefSeq and is a predicted model, not a curated record. The transcript is spliced from 3 exons.